Molecule: messenger RNA, 1900 nt
Organism: Notothenia coriiceps (black rockcod)
Lineage: Eukaryota; Metazoa; Chordata; Actinopteri; Perciformes; Nototheniidae
Product: excitatory amino acid transporter 1-like
Exons: 3
Coding region: 1-549 (182 amino acids)
Biological process (GO): L-glutamate transmembrane transport
Cellular component (GO): plasma membrane
Molecular function (GO): glutamate:sodium symporter activity; L-glutamate transmembrane transporter activity; neutral L-amino acid transmembrane transporter activity
Source: RefSeq, a predicted model, not a curated record
AUGUUGUCGGUGUCCUGCAGCUCUGCCACCCUGCCGAUCACUUUCCGUUGUCUGGAGGAAAACAACCGUGUGGACAAACGAGUGACUCGCUUCGUCCUCCCCGUGGGCGCCACCAUCAACAUGGACGGCACCGCGCUGUACGAGGCGGUGGCGGCCAUCUUUAUCGCCCAGGUCAACGACAUGGACCUCAACUUUGGGCAGAUUCUCACCAUCAGCAUCACGGCGACGGCUGCCAGCAUCGGAGCAGCAGGCAUCCCUCAGGCUGGACUGGUUACCAUGGUGAUCGUAUUGACCUCGGUGGGACUGCCCACGGAGGACAUAACUCUGAUCAUCGCCGUGGAUUGGUUCCUGGACCGCCUGCGCACCACCACCAACGUGCUGGGUGACUCUCUGGGUGCGGGGAUCGUGGAGCAUCUUUCCCGUAAAGAGCUGCAGAGUCAGGACGCCGAAGUGUGCAACUCUGUGAUCGAGGAGAACGAGAAGCCCUACCAGCUCAUCUGCCAGGAGAACGACUCACUCAACCACCGCAACAGUGAGACCACGAUGUGAAGACAAGAGCUACAAGGGAUUCAUGCACCAAGUUUAGAUCGAAGGUUGACGUGCAAUGGUGCAGAGGUAGUCUUAAAGAAAUAAUAGUUCAUGGUCUAAUCUGCCAAUGGCUUCGGGUUUGAAGUUAUCAGUUCAGAUGAAAUCCUUUCUUCAAGUCUAAAAACAAAGUUCUCCGGGAAAGGAAAUACAAAUGACAGCCGGUUGGUUUGCUUGUUAGGAACGGUUACACACAAUGCCUAUAAUAACAUAUCCCUUUGCCUGCAGUGCCGGUUAUUUGGAGGUAUUUUGCUAUUUGAGCAUCAAUUUCAGCAACACAGUUUUCACAUAGUCCUUAAACGUCAUCAUGUUUUCAAAAAUGUACAUAAUUUACGAUACAUAAAGUCAAAGCAGCAUAAGCUCCUUACCAGUGUCAGAGAAACACCACCAUUCGUAAAUUAAGAGCGGAUUUGAAUAUGCUUUUUGCAUUGCAUGACUUAACACAAACUCAUUCUCACUACGACUACCUCUAGAUAUGGAGCCUCCGUGCUACACGCAGAAAUACUCAAUGGAGAUGGAAAUACUUCAGUCUUGUUUUUUUAAUAUAUUUUUUGUUAUUUAAGUUUGCUUGCACAAGUUACCUGUACAAUUUGAAUGUACUUGACCGUUAAACAAUGUUAAAGUUUGAUGUGAAGGAGAGUUGAUGCAUUUCUAGCAACUUGUGUUUUUCACUCAGUGCUUUCUAUUAUACUAGUGUGUAUUUCCUCGGUGCUAUUGCUUUUUUAUCGGUAAAUGACUGUUCUGUCAUUUUACAGGAAUACCUGCCAAAGUUAAUUUAGUAGAAAUGAUCCAACAAUGAAUGUGCAAAACUUUCUUUUCUCUUAGGUAUUAUCCAUAACUAGAUGUCUUUUUCACUGAUUUAUAAAGUAAUAACACCUGUAGUUUCAAUGUCAUUGAACCUUAGAGGACUUUUAGACACCUGUCCACCUGCCUGUGUGUGUUUUUUGCUUUUUAAUUCACAUUAACAUUUAAUUUAGUUAUAUUUGGACUAGAAUGAUACAUAGCAUAUAUUGCAAGCUUAUGAUUGUUUGAGUUUGAUUGUUGUGUGAAAAGGUACUGUGAAGACAGUUUGUGAACGCCCUGAGAAAGUGAAUGUUGCUUUAUGCCUUUUGGUGUUGAUAGAUUUAGAGCGAAUUGUAGUGUAUUAUUUUGAAAGUUAGAUAGCAUUUAAAGCUCCUCUUAAUGUGUGUCACAUGUAAGCUCACUAGAGAUUUGUCUUUAGUUUUGAAGUUUGGUGUUAUUUCAGUAACAAGCUCUACAUUUUGAUGGUCAGCUUAUGAAAAAAAUGUGACAAAUAAAUGGCUCAGGAAUUGAA